UUGGCUUCAAUGAUAAAUAAUCAAACAAAAAAUACUUUAGUCUAUCUACCACUGAUAAUGCUGAAUUAGUUUGAAUUUUUAUUAUUCAUAUAUUUUCUCAAAAUUUAUAUUCAUACAAAUGCUUUAGUUGUUAUGUUAUUUUUGAACAGAUCCAAAAUGACUGCAAUUUUAGGCGGAGGAAUAUCUGGUUUGAGUGCUGCAUAUUACUGCCUUGAAAAUCCAAAAUUAGGAUCGAUUGCUUUGUACGAAGCAUCGAAUCGUCUUGGGGGAUGGAUAAAGAGUAAAGAAACACCCUCGGGACACAUAUUUGAAAAAGGUCCACGAACUAUUCGACCCGGAGGACUUGCUGGAAAAAAUACACUUGAACUAAUAGAUAAACUAAAUUUGACCAACAAAAUUAUUUCAAUCGACAGAAAUCAUCCAGCAGCUCGGAAUAGAUUAAUUUAUGUAGACAAGCAAUUGCAUGUUCUACCAAAUUCAUUGACUAGUCUGUUCAAAGUCAACAAACCUUUCGACAGACGUCUAAUCUCAAUAAUAUUGAAUGAUUUGAAAGCCCCAAAGUCACCCAAAGAAGAUGAAAGCAUUUAUAGCUUUGUUGAACGAAGAUUAGGAAAAGAUGUUGCUGAUUACUUGAUAAGCCCAAUGAUUUGUGGAAUCUGUGCUGGUGAUGCAAAGAAAAUUAGCGUCAAUUUUCUCAUGAAGCCUAUUUUCAAACUUGAACAAAAAUAUGGCUCCAUUACAAAGGGUGUACUGUUGAAUCAGUUAAAACAAUUUUUUGAUAAAACAUUCAAAACUUCAAAAAAUCAAGAUUUGGGCAAAAUUAAAGAUUGCCAGUUAACAGAAAGAUCUCAGAAAGAACAAUGGUCGGUAUGGAGUUUAACGGGUGGACUUGAACAACUUCCAAUUAUGUUAGAAAGUCACAUAAGCUCCAAGCCCAAUAUUCAUUUAGAAAAGGAAGCAUUAUGUGAUCAAAUAACGUUUAAACAAGAUACAGUUGAAUUAUCAAUAAACGGAAAAGUAACAGAACAUCGUAGAAUUAUUUCUAGUUUGUCAGCAAAAAGUCUUGCUCCCCUGUUAAAAAAACAGCAUCCAAAAUUGUCAAAAGAACUUGAAGAUAUACCAUUUGUUACAGUAGCAGUUAUUAAUCUUCAUUUUCCAGGCAAUGUCUUACCAAUGAAGGCUUUUGGGUUUCUUGUUCCACCACAGGAAAAUCUACCAAUAUUGGGAAUGAUUUUUGAUUCUUGUAUAGUUCAAUACAGUGAAAACACAGUACUAACAGUCAUGAUGGGUGGUGCUUGGUUUGACAAGUACUUUGGCAACAGUCCAACACAAGAUGAGAUUCUCUCAAUUGCUGUGAAUCACGCAAAAAGUAUACUUAAUAUAAAACAAGAUCCUGUAGAACAUGAUGUAUCCAUCUUGAAAGAUUGUAUUCCUCAGUAUGUUGUUGGUCACAAUCAGAGACUCCAGAGGAUCGAUAAUUACAUUUCUGCUCACAAGAUCCCCAUGGCACUUUGUGGUUCGUCGUACAAAGGAGUUGGUCUGAAUGAUGUUAUUCUGUCAGCAAAAGAAGCCGUAUCUCACAUUGCUUCGUGACUUGAAAAUCAACUUACA
This is a messenger RNA of Copidosoma floridanum, 1611 nucleotides long. It is a transcript of the gene Ppox, whose product is annotated as protoporphyrinogen oxidase. NCBI's taxonomy places the organism in Eukaryota, Metazoa, Arthropoda, Insecta, Hymenoptera, Encyrtidae. Gene Ontology annotation, biological process: heme biosynthetic process. Gene Ontology annotation, cellular component: mitochondrial inner membrane. The record is from RefSeq and is a predicted model, not a curated record. Gene Ontology annotation, molecular function: protoporphyrinogen oxidase activity, oxygen as acceptor.